Dioscorea cayenensis subsp. rotundata (Guinea yam) is the source of this 2288-nucleotide messenger RNA. RefSeq names its product probable glycosyltransferase At3g07620. Gene Ontology annotation, molecular function: glycosyltransferase activity. NCBI's taxonomy places the organism in Eukaryota, Viridiplantae, Streptophyta, Magnoliopsida, Dioscoreales, Dioscoreaceae. The record is from RefSeq and is a predicted model, not a curated record.
UGAAAACACACAUCUGGGCGCAGUAAGAGUGAGCGAGUGAGGAACACAGCUCAGUGGUGGCCUCGAUUCUUCUCAGCUCUGAGUUUGUUAAUUUGGGAACUAAGGAAGUUCCCAAUUCCAACAAUUGACAAGGGUUUCAGAACUUUCAAUGUCUUUCACGCUGUCAAUUCGACCUUGAAAUUGGUUUUGGCUGCUGUUUGAUCUUUGUAUUUAUGUCUAAGAAGGGAGAUCACAGCUUUGGAUUUCAAAAACCAUGUCAAACCAGAACCAGGAAGAUGGUUUUAGUUUUGGGAUUUAUGGCCUCCAUGGUCUUCGUUUUUCAGAUUUUCCAACUGUCUUCUGGAGGUGCUUUGUCUCAUCUUUUCCCAACUGCUCAGUUUCCUGAUCAGGAAGUAAGUGCCUUGCAGCAUGACGCCGGUUCUUCAUCGAUGAGGGUUGGGAAGUUUUCCCUUUUAAGUGAGUUGCAGAAAUCAGUAAACCAGUCGAUAAUUCUCAAGGAUCCCGGAAAGUUGGAACCUUUUGAUUUGGAAGGCAAAGUUGAUGAACAUGUUAAGGAAACUGGUGAACAAUUAGAGGAAGAAGAUGAUGAUGAUACCAAUGUAGAUGAGACUGAUGAGUUCUUAUUAGACAUUAGAGAUGAUGACACUGUGUUAAAGAAGAUUGGAGAUUCAGUUGAUGGUUUCAUUACAUUGGAAAAAGUUGUUGAAAAGGAGAAAGGUCUUGCGAAGAAGAAUGUUUCUGAGUUCACCGAUGGUGUAUCUGAUGGUAUUGACAAGUUUAAACCAAUGGAGCAAAACACCUUGGAUGAAAAAUCUACAUAUCAGGGGCAUGCAAUAAGUGUUCAAAUGGAUGAUGCCUCUGGUGAGAAAUCAAGUGUUCCAAGCAUAAAUGUAGCAUCCAACAGUGGUAGCGAAGGACAACAACAAACAAAAGUUUUGUCAUUAGAGAAGGGAUUCAUGAAAAUCAUACCCAUGGAUCGAACUUCAGUUGGUGCUAGAACUCCAUCACCCAAGAAAAGGAUGAAGAAGAAGAAGAAGCGGAACUUGUCUCCAGCAUACACCUCAAUAAAACCUCAAUGGUCAGCGGCACAUGACCGGCAAUUAUUAGCUAUAAGGGCGCAGAUAGAGAAUGCUUCUCUUAUUACGAAUGAUGGAGAACUUUAUGCACCAGCUUUUCGGAACAUUUCUAUGUUUAAAAGAAGCUAUGAGCUAAUGCAGCGGAAUCUCAAAGUCUAUGUUUACAAGGAAGGAGAAAAACCGAUAUUCCACCAGCCUCUACUUAAGGGAAUCUAUGCAUCAGAAGGAUGGUUUAUGAAACUGUUGGAAGGAAGCAAACACUUUGUUGUGAGAGAUCCUAGAAAAGCCCACUUGUUUUACAUCCCUUUUAGUUCUCGGUUGCUGCAGUUUGCUCUUUACACACCGAAUUCACACAAUCGGCGAGCACUGAAGGAGUUCUUGCAAAAUUAUGUCAACACAAUUGCAGCAAAGUAUCCUUUUUGGAAUAGAACUGGUGGAGCAGACCAUUUUCUUGUUGCUUGCCAUGACUGGGCAUCAUACGAAACAAGACACACCACGGGCCUAGCAAUUCGAGCACUUUGCAAUGCUGAUACACACGAUAGCUUCAUUUUGGGCAAAGACGUGUCACUUCCUGAAACUUACGUCCGAUCUGCAGCAAAUCCUCUCAGAGAUCUUGGUGGAAUGCCGGCAAACAAAAGGCCAACUCUUGCGUUCUUUGCCGGAAACUUGCAUGGCAGACUCCGACCAAUCUUAUUACAACAUUGGGAGAACAAGGACCCUGACAUGAAAAUCACUGGCCCAAUGCCCGGCGGAGUCCAGAGCAAGAUGGAUUACAUUGAGCACAUGAAGAGCAGCAAGUACUGCAUAUGUCCAAGAGGACAUGAAGUUAAUAGCCCGCGGAUUGUGGAGUCCAUCUUCUAUGAGUGUGUGCCUGUUAUUAUAUCUGACAACUAUGUGCCGCCUUUUUUUGAAGUAUUGAAUUGGGAGGUGUUUUCUGUGAUUGUUGCGGAGAAGGAUGUGCCUGGCUUAAAGGAGAUACUGGUAUCGAUUAGUGAAGAGAAGUACCUCGAAUUGCAGCUGGGGGUGAGGAAGGUGCAACGACACUUUCUUUGGCACAGCUCGCCUGUGAAGUAUGAUCUGUUUCAUAUGACUCUUCACUGUAUUUGGUACAAUAGAUUGUAUCAAAUAAGAACUUGAUGAACAUGUAUGGCUUGAGAGAAUUUGGAAGACGCAAGUGUUCAUGAAUGGAAAAUAUUAAAUGCUGUUACUACU